Molecule: messenger RNA, 3678 nt
Organism: Boleophthalmus pectinirostris (great blue-spotted mudskipper)
Lineage: Eukaryota; Metazoa; Chordata; Actinopteri; Gobiiformes; Gobiidae
Gene: pih1d1
Product: PIH1 domain containing 1
Exons: 14
Coding region: 2639-3490 (283 amino acids)
Biological process (GO): box C/D snoRNP assembly; rRNA processing
Cellular component (GO): cytoplasm; R2TP complex; ribonucleoprotein complex
Source: RefSeq, a predicted model, not a curated record
AACAACAACAACACCAACAACAACAACAGCAACACCAACAACAACAACAACAACCAACAACAACAGCAACAACACCAACAACAACAACAACAACAACAACACCAACAACACCAACAACAACAGCAACAACACCAACAACACCAACAACAACAGCAACAACACCAACAACAACAGCAACAACACCAACAACAACAGCAGCAACAACAACAACAACAGCACCAACACCAACAAUACCAACAAAAGCAACAACUUUUCCAGUGUCUAUGAGCACCUCUACUCCCACAGAGAACGCAUCGAACCCCAGUCCUCCCCAAAAAACCUCAGGCUCUCCUCUUGUGGGCACCAACAGAAUUGCGUACACCAUGUUGGGGCUGUCUUUGAUUGCCAAUAUGCUGUUGGUGUUUUUUGUUCGGAAAAGACACCGCACAUCAGAGAGUGAAAAGAGUCAUUUAUCACAGAAUAAUGGACAUUUACGGGAUGAUUUACAUCUCAUAGAGAUGAACCAUAACUACAAACAGACGUCAGAUCAUGAACAGCAUGACAUGGACUUAAGUACAUCAUGUGAGGAGUGAACAUGUAGCCAAAGUGGACUAGAUAGGAUACUAUCUUGGUUUAUCUGGAUGUUUCUCAAAGUAUGUGCUGCAGUGGAGUGAAGUACAAAGGUUUUGAACUCUAAUGAGAAAUUCAACCUGCACCAGGCCACGAGCAGAGCGCAUGUCUGUGGAGAGAAUGAUAAGCCUGCAAAGUGAGCUGCUUCAUUCUACACAGUCCUUUCUUCUUCUACAAAAUGGUCAUCGUGCUACUGUUAGAAUAAAUAACUAGCCUCAGAUAUGUUUUUUAACCACUGCCGUAGUUCAUUAUUGUAUCGAGGACAUGUGACGAUACGGACUAUGAUGACAGCUGUGAGAUUCAUGGAUCCAGUAUAUGUCAUGACAAAUGCAUGAUCCAUCUAAUAGCAAACUAACUAAAUAGGACAAGAACUAUUAACAGGGAUGAUGCCAUGACUUGCCACCCAGAUAACACCCCGGAUGGAGGCUGACUGGACUGUGCAACGUGCCAACAGGCCUGGCUGGUCUGUGCACCAAUGAAGAGGCACUAAGUCUAAUCCAUGGUAGCCUCCCACUGUAGUUUGAGUAUAAAACUCAUUGCAUAGGUGUAAACAUUGAGUCUGCAUGGGAAUGUUGACACAGACUCAUUGUACAAGUAUUGCUCUCUUGUAUGUGAGUUGUAUGUAAGUAAAUUAUCUGGACUUUAUUUCUGUUUCAAGUGUAUUCUUUAUCUAAGCAGAAAUUAACACAAGAGGAAAAUGGUGUUUUCCUCAACACUACAAAAAUAAAUAAUCUGACUGUUCCUGAAAGCUCACAAGAUGUUUUUGUGCAUGAUGGGAUUCUAUUUCUAUAUAUUGUAUAUUAGGAUAUGUUUAACCACUAAUCCUUAUUAUGUCAUAGUCCAGAUACACUGUGCCUUGUUCUUGUUGUUGUGGUGUCUAUUAAUGCCUUGGCUUUUUUAAUGUACCAGUGCAAAGUUAUAAUGCACCAGAUACUACAUGUUUUGUGUCCAGGUAAAAUGUACAAAGGAAAUCUUAUAAUAUUCCUAUUACAGUUCAAACGGAAUGCUCUGGAGGCUAAUAGUCCAGUAAAUGUGCUACUGGAAGUUGAUUCGACUAGCCUAUUUAAGGUGUCAUUCAAUUUUUAGCAGUUGCCUUUGGUAUAUUUGCACAACAUAGGCCUGCCAUCCAAGAGUACAGGAAACUAUGUGAAUGUUGUAACUUAAUGUCUUAUGAAACAAUUGCAGAGGAAUCUAUGAUCCUAUCCCAUUUGAUGUCCUUUGAUAAAUCUGGUAUUUUGGGGAGAGAUAGAACUGUGUGUGUGUCUCAACUACACAUGUGGUUCCUACAUUCCCACUCUCGGAUGCAAACCACCUGGGUGCCACUAAUUAACAUUCUGUCUGCGACUGGCCUCCAUCAGCUGAAUGGAGGUUCAGUGUUAGGGCUGCUCAAUGUACUCUCGGUGUACCCUCAGUGUCUGAGUGGAAAUGUGCCAAUGUGCUCAUCUCCUCUCCCUGUAAAUUCAGUAGGCCUACCUUAUGAAGGUUACAGUUUUAAGUUAGUUUAAGAUAGGGUAACAUUCCUAUAGCCUAACAUAAGCGGACGUUUUUCUAAGGUUAGAAUCUAUAGGUUAAAUUGUACUGAGUAAAAGACCAGAUUUUAAGUUUGAAACGAUGUAAGGACUUCUGGAGUCUUCCCACUCUCUACCGGAGUGUGGCGGUAAUGCGCCUUUCAGGUGCAUGCCAACAUUAGCACUGAAGGCUGAAGAAGACCGUUUUGGUUUGUUUUGGUUGCUUGGUUUUGUAGCAUCAUUUUGUAGUGAUACGGACAUGUCCUCCUUGUUCUUUCAGACAGCACAAAUGUCUCUAUAGCACCUGCAGUCAGCCGCUCAUUCACCAAACUCUCAGCGUAGACAUUUAUACUAUUUUUAGCUUUAGCCCAAGCUAACCACACGCUGCUGCACUGCUGUAGUCUACUGCAGCGUGUUCUUCCCUUUGACUCCAUUUGUUGCCAUUCUCAUUCAGGGGUCUUGUCUCACACAUCUCACUCAAGCUUCGGAAAAGUGAACCCUCGUCCCCCAUUCUCAUCGUCAUGACAACGGACUCAUCUCUUCUGAACUCUGAGCUCGAGCUCCAGCAGCAGGAGGAGCUGUACCAGCAUCUGCUCCUGCAGACAAUGGGAAAAAUGCAGGAUGAAAACCCUGAUUCUAGAGUUAUAAAACCACAGCCAGGCAUAUGUAUCAAGACUGUACUAGAGCCAUCAAAGCAGAAGGUUUUCAUUAAUAUCUGUCAGUCAAACUCAGUCCCGCCCCCUCCAGACAUGUCCCGGGAUGAGCUGGUGGAACUGCUCCAGUCUGAGGACCCCAGUGGAUACAGGGUUCCUAUGAGUCUCGGAGAGCCACACACAGAAAUGGAUAACAGCUCCCAAGGCUGCACUGCGUAUGAUGUGGUCAUAAACCAAGACUUUUUCCAGACCUGUCGGAAGGAUCCACUCUUUCAGCAGUUUAUAAUCCUGGUGUCUGUGGAAGGCUUGGAAAAUAAGUAUAAUCUGGAGCUGAGCAGAGAGUGGAAAGUCCUUAAGAAUAGGAAGUUUCUGGGUUCAAUUGGAGAACAGAGUAUUCGGACAAAGACUCGACCAGUUAUCCAAGAGCUACAACCUCAGGAGAACCAGAUUGCUGCUAAAAGACCUGACUUCACUUUGCUGGUUGAGCCCCCAGCUGGUGAUCCACAAUAUCUCAUAGCAGAGAUAAAGCUUCCUGGAAUAACUUCAGUUCGCUCUCUGCUGCUGGACGUGGGAGAGGACAGACUGGUUCUGAAUGCCCGCCCUUCUCUGUACCACAUGGACAUUUUCCACCCUUUUCUCAUUAACCAGGAAAGCAGCAUGGCCCAGUACAACACCACUACUCAAAUCCUUACAGUUACUAUGCCUGUUGUAUCUUCAUAAAUCAUAUAUAUAUAUAUAUAUAUAUAUAUAUUUUUUUUUUAAAUUGUUUAUAUGUAAAGUAAUAAAUCAAUUUUGUAUUUCUUGAACACAUAACAUGGUUUGCUUAUUUCUCUAUUAAAAAUAAAGCAAUUCUAGCAUGUUGAAAUUGCCAGCAUUUACUUUGAAUGAAAUUAGAUGUGUGGCACCAA